Dermacentor silvarum is the source of this 9062-nucleotide messenger RNA. Its product is annotated as transcriptional regulator ATRX-like. The coding region runs from base 680 to 7201 and encodes 2173 amino acids. The transcript has 26 exons. The record is from RefSeq and is a predicted model, not a curated record. Gene Ontology annotation, molecular function: ATP binding; ATP-dependent chromatin remodeler activity; ATP hydrolysis activity. NCBI's taxonomy places the organism in Eukaryota, Metazoa, Arthropoda, Arachnida, Ixodida, Ixodidae. Gene Ontology annotation, cellular component: nucleus.
GCACAACAUUGAUCUUGCACUCGCUCUUGUAUGGCUUUCGUAGGGAUACGACAGGCUCAUGUGUGUGAAGUCGGUCGCGCAGGUGCUUACGUAAAAGUGUGCGUAAAACGCGAAAUGGAACAUGCUCUUACGGACUUUGUGUCUGCGCUUGUGGCAGCGCGCACUUGUUACGCGCUAAUUUUUGACGUGACUGUAGCUAUUGGAAUGGCUUAGGCAAUGCAUGGAACAGCACCAUUAAGAGCAAUGCCAAUCGAAUGAAAAGUGGGAUGUCCAGUAUCUCUCGCGCGUCUUGUCAUUUCUGUAAUUUGGCCGUGCCGUUUCGAAGUUUAGUUCCACCGGCAUUGUAGACGUUUGGCAUAAAUGUGUGAUAUAGCUUAUUCUUCUGACCACUCUUUACCUGUGUUGCGUUAUGGUAAGGUAAUAUUCAAGCGAUUGGCCUACAAGCACUCAGAAUUGUUUACCUUGAACACAAUCACUGCAGUCGGCUUGUCGCGGUUCGGUUGAACCGUAAAAUGAUGUCCUGGACACAUUUUGGCGCCGCUCAGCAGGUAUACUGACCAGUAUAUUAUUAUGCAUCGACAAAAUGAUUUUUUACUUGCGUCCACACACGCUUAAAAACACUUUUGUCUGCCCGUAGCUUAGCAGAUCGGUCUUUAGUUCCUGAAGAGACAUCACCACCAUGGCCCAUACUGAGGUGUCGAGCUCCUGGCAGACCGAUGAAGACUCGGCUGCUCCCGCAAAGACGGAUACAUUGGUCCUUCUCUGGAUGAGCUCCGAAAACAGCGCAGUGCGGCGUCCCCCCCUAAAUAAUGAAGAGAUUGCCACCCUAUGUGUCGUUUGCACAUCAUGUGGAUCUCAGGUCAAUCAUCAUGACAAGAGCAAGGUCCGCUUUCACAGAGUUCUCGAUGUCCUUGUCUGCAGGCGGUGCUACAGCUACUAUGGUGACGGCCAAUUUAAGAAAGAUGACAGCGGCACUGACGAGUACUGCAGCUGGUGUGCAGAAGGUGGAAAACUGAUUGUGUGUGACUCGUGCACCCGUGCCUUUUGCAAGAAUUGCAUUCACCGCAACCUUUCUCGUCGAGAGGUGGCCCGGGUUGGUUCACUAAAAGAGUGGCACUGCUAUGUGUGUGAUCCAGCACCGCUUGUGCCGAUGGUCAACUAUGCCAAAAUGAUUGGUGACUAUAGUUGCCAACUGGCAAAGAGCACAUCAUCGGGCACUUCUGAUUCUAGUGGUGCAAUGAAGCUCAGUGAAGCGGAAGUACAGAAACUGGCCUUGCAGAAAACAGCCGAACUUCAGCGAACACUGUCUGAAUUGACAGCUGGCGGGCAAGAAGAACUCAUGGCAAACAUGAGCAAGUUGCUUCGGAACCACGCCCGCUGCUUGUCUCGCAUUGCCCAAAGUGCAGAAGAAUGUCAAAAGCGCAAAAUGAAGUCCCAGAAAAAGAAACCAGAGCAGAAGGCUGGUAAGGAGGAAUGUCGCGAGUCAUCUGCGUCGGUGGACUCCCAGCCCAGUGAUGCAAAGAAACUAGCCAAGAACAAAAGGCUGCUUGUGCUGGAUGAAGAAUGUGGUCAUUUUAGCAGUCCUGACAAUGAUUCGAAGACAAAGCGCAAGGAACAUAGCAAAGAAGGCAACAUAUUGGAUGCGAAGUCUGAUGCCCACAGUGCUGUAGCCAACAGCAUGGCAGAAAGGUUGAGUGCACCAGUGGCUGAAGCAGCAUCUGAUGCUCACAGUCCUAAAGCCAACAGUGCUACAGGAAAUUUAAGUACACUGCAGACUGAAGCAGCAGAGGAUAUUUCAGUUGAUAAGGCUAAGAAAGAUGCAGGGAAUGGUUGGCAUGGGUGCUCUGCUUCGGUGGAAUCUCAACCUGUUUAUGCCGAGAAGCAAUGUGAAGUUAAAGAACCCAUUGUACUGGAAGAAUGCAGCAGUCUUAGUGAUUCUUGUGAUGAUGGUGAAAUGCUGAAGAAGCGAGGCGGAAAGGCCAAAAAAAGCCAACACAAGCAGAAUGACAAAGGAAGUGAAUCAUAUUCAGUGUGUGGAACAAACUGUCCAAAAGUGAACAGGGCUACUGAAGAGUUGGGUGCACCACUGAAUAUAGUAGGGGGUGCUAUUUCUGUUGAUGAGGGUCUGGCACGAAUGCCAGAAAAUAAUAAGAAGGAAGAUGCAGCACCUGUUCCCAUUGACAUUCCACCCGUUCUAAGCCUGGGUGAUGAAUUCUCACCAGUGAUCUUAAAUGGCGAAAGUGAGAACGAGUCAGAAAGCCUUCUUGCUGACCUGUUCGGGAAGCAUAAGAAAGACAUGGAUAAAUCAGAAAUUAUACCUGAAACACCUCCCGAGAAUAAAGAGGAGGAGAAGGCUGUGGACAAACAAGCACAACAAGAGUCUCGAGACGCACAGACUCAUGCAAGACGUCGUGAGUCUGUGAGCACUGUUGACAUGAGUCCAAGCAGCGAUGAAUGUGUUGAGGCUAGCAUAGGCAAAGUAUCAAGAAAAGUGAAGAAAGCAGAGAAGGCAAACGGUAGUAGUGAUGAUUCUGUGGAUGAAGACAAUCGAAUGACUGAGAGCUUCCCAAGUUCCGAGGAGGGUAAACACCAAAAGCAUUCGACACCACAGAAAACUGUUCUUCAGCCGAAAAAGCGUACUCCACUGAGUAAAGAUAUGAAAGCACGUCGUGCCUUGAUACGAAGCUUGAACUACUCUAGUCAGUCAUCGAGUGAUGAUGAACUUAAUGAUCCUUCAACAAGCACACCUCGUGCUCUGAAGCAAAGGUCUCCGAAAAAGAGGAGGCGUGUCUCUAGUGGUUCAGUUGCACAGUUGAGUGAAUCAGCUGACAAGUGCCUCGAAAAAGCCCUUGAGGAUUAUGGUGAUCCAAAACUGGAGAUGACCCCGUCUGUGGAGAUACAGCGCCUGAACAUAGACCCCUCGAUAAUUGCCGCUGCAAAGAUGGAGAUUGACGGAAUCAUGGGUGAUGAUGAAAGUGAUAUCAUGGACGAUGAAGAGAAAGAGAUUGCUAAGCUUCUUGCUCCAAUAAGGAUGACCAAGAAGGCCCCAGCUAAUGAAGCAUCUGAACGUGAAGUGAAAGCACCUGAAGGGGAAGUUGAAACGAAAAGACAGAAGGGUCCUAAAAAACAAAAGAAAGCUGCGAGCAGCAAGAGAAUAGUGUCAGAUGACUCGAGUGACGACUCUGACGAUGAGGACGACGCGGAGGUGGCGAGUGGGAGCACCGAGGAAGUUCCUGGCGCAUCAUUCAUGAUGUCAGAGAAUACUGUGCAGAAAGACUCAUUGCCUGAGUCCUUGCAAGAGUCCUUGCUCCAGGACAUCCUGUACAGCAGCUCUGAAGAAUCCAUUGAAGACGAAACUGUGGAGCCAGGGAAACGUAAGAAGAAACCCAAUAAAGGGGAAGUAAAGAAAGCUGAACCAGAAAAGGUCAAGGCUGCCGAAGCACCAGCCGAGGAGACAACUGAGAAAGCGUGUGAGAAAGAGGAAGAGUGCAUUGCUGAUAGCACUUAUGAAGAAGUUGUCAAGAAGAAAGCUGGGAAGUACGACAAGCUUUUGCGAAAAAAUGUGUUCGCAGAUCUUGAUGACCCCACAUCAGGGGAGGAAGAGAGUAAGGAAUCGAACAAGGAAGAACCAGCUACAAAGCCACAGAAAGGGAAAGCAUCAAGGAAAAGGAAAGUUGUGUAUAGUGAUGAUGAAGAUGACUGUGCAAAUAAGCAGCCUUCGAGCAGCUCGCUGACCUCGAGUGAAGAAAGUUCAUCAGAUAGCAGCGAAGCACCUAGUCGCAAGAAAAAGGGCAAAAAGACCAAAAAGACCAAGGCUGGUUCAGACGACUCUGAUUUUGCCGAAAGUAAAUCUAAGAAGGGGGCCUCAUCAUCAUCAGAUGUGAACAAGCGCAAGAAAAAGCGAAAGCGCAUCAGGGUGGCUUGCUCUACAGCUGAUGAGAAUGACGACGACAGCUGUGUGGAGAUACAACCGGGUUCUAGCCAAGAUGCAGAUGGCAAGAGUCGCAAGAACAUUCGCAAGCUCAUCUCAGACAAGAAGCUUACGCAGGAGACUAAGGCUGCUGCAUUGGCCGAAGAGGACAGAAAGAAGCGCAUUGCAGAGAGGCAGAAGCUGUAUAACGAGACCUUCGGAACUGGACCCAGUGACGUCGAGACAAAAGUAAAACAGUUGGUGCUUGAAGUGGACCUGAAGACAAAGGAAAUACUUGUGGAAGUUGAUGAAAGCCUUGUCAAGUCCAUGAAGCCUCACCAAGUCAAAGGUGUCAAAUUUAUGUACGAUUGCGUGAUCGAGUCAUUGGAGAUGCUGAAGAAGGAUCCCGUGAAAGGAUCAGGCUGCAUCCUGGCCCAUUGCAUGGGUCUGGGAAAAACAUUUCAGGUGAUAUCUUUCCUGCACACGGUAAUGACUCACAAAGUAUCUGGGCCCUUGCUUCGCACGGCCCUAGUUGUGUGCCCCUACAACACCGUCCUGAACUGGGCCAAUGAAUUCGAGCAUUGGUUAGAUGAAAACAAUCUGGGCCUAAAGAUAUACGAGACAUCUGCCAUCAAAGCGAAUACUGUGAGGCUGGAGGUCCUCGAAAGAUGGCACAGGAAAGGUGGCGUGGCUAUCGUUGGUUACGACAUGUUUCGUCGGCUUGUAAAUGCUAAAGGAAAAGGCAAGAAACUUCAGGAGCGCUUGAGGAAAGUGCUGCUUGAUCCAGGACCAAGCUUGGUGGUUUGUGAUGAAGGACAUGUGUUGAAGAAUGAUGCCACCGGCUUGUCUAAGGCAAUGAAUGAAUUGAAAACUGGCCGGAGGAUUGUGCUGACUGGAACCCCCUUGCAGAACAACCUGCAAGAGUAUCACUGUAUGGUGAGCUUUGUUAAGCCAGGUCUCCUAGGAACCAAGAAUGAGUUCCGGAACAGAUUUGUGAACCCUAUUGCCAAUGGAGCGUGUGCAGACUCAACAGUUCAUGAUGUAAAGCUGAUGAAGAAAAGGGUCCACAUCCUUCAUCGCCUUCUAGACGGAUGUGUGCAGCGCUGUGAUUACAGUUCCCUGGCUCCAUUCCUGCCUCCCAAAUGUGAGUAUGUGAUAAGCGUGCGGCUGUCGGAGGUGCAGGUGUCACUGUACCGGCACUUCUUGGAGCACCUUGCUCGUGGCCGCCGCCAACAGGCCGGGGUGGGCACCUCGCUCUUCUGGGACUUCAACAUGCUCCGCAACAUCUGGACGCAUCCAAUGCUGCUUGAGUUGAGCGCCGAGAGGCUUGCUGCGAAGGAACUUCUCAAGGAAGAGAAUGACGACGAUGAGAGCGAUAUGGCCUCCUUCAUUGAUGAUGGGUCAUUGUCAGAAAAGAGCACUUCGGGUACAAAUGAUGAUGAUGCUGUCAUCUGCUUGGACGAUGAUGGACCCAAGACCAGGUCCCAGAGGAGGGGCACGAAGAAAAACAAAGACAAAGAAAAUGACGCAAGCAGUGGUGAUGAAGUUAUAUCAACAUGGCAGACAAGAAGCCGAGGUAACCCAGAUGAACGACCACCCACACCACCAAUACCAGAAAAGAAGCAAUGGUGGGACCAGUACAUUUCUGAAGAGGACAUGGAGAAACUGGAGAUCAGCGGGAAGAUGAGUCUGCUGUACAAUAUCCUCCAGGAAUGCGAUGCCAUUGGCGACAAAGUGUUACUGUUCAGCCAAAGCCUGCUGAUCCUCGAUAUGGUGGAAAGAUUGCUCGACCUCUGUGACGAACGAGCAGACGCCGUGGACCCCAAGACAGCCCUCGUGGACCCUGCAGACCCAAUGCGUGAUUGCCACAACACAUGGGUGCGGGGCAUUGACUACUUCCGCAUGGAUGGCUCAACAUCGGUAGACAUGCGUGCUCGCUGGAUUGAAAUGUUCAACGAUGAAAGCAACCCUCGUGGCCGUCUGUUCCUCAUCUCAACCAAGGCAGGCUCGCUCGGCACCAACCUCGUGGGCGCCAACCGUGUGGUGCUCAUGGAUGCCUCAUGGAACCCAACGCAUGACGUGCAGGCCAUCUUUCGCGUGUAUCGGUUUGGCCAAAAGAAACCAGUCUUCAUAUACCGCAUGCUGGCACAGGGAACCAUGGAGGAGAAGAUAUACGAUCGCCAGGUGAACAAACAGUCCCUGUCGUGCCGUGUGGUGGAUGAGCAGCAGAUAGAGCGCCACUUCAAUGCAGCUGACCUCCAGGAGCUGUACAGUUUCAGUCCCGACAGCAAGAGCAAUCGACCUACACCCAUGGUGCCUAAGGACCGGCUGCUAGCAGAACUAUUGAUUCGCAACAAGGAUUGGAUUGUGUCCUACCACGAGCAUGACUCCUUGCUCCAGAACAUUACUUCAGAGGAACUCACUGAGGAGGAGCGCAAGCUGGCAUGGGAAGAGUACAAGGACGAGCGUGAGGGACGCAUCAACAUCAGCCUUGAUGAAUUAUCAACGGCUAUUCCUUCAGAGGGCAGUGGGCAGAGCUUCAGGCUUACGCUAGACCUCCACAAGAUGGUGUCUGAAAUUAAAGUCAAGUAUCCACACUUGACACCUAAUCAGCUUGUUGACCAGCUAAGGAGAGUUCUGAUUGCCUACCAGCAAGAGUUCCGGAACCGACAAAUUAGUGCAUUUGAGAAGAGAACUACGUUCCUCAAAUUCAAGCAGCCGAUACCAAAUGAAAUUAUUAUGCAACUCACGGAAUCGGGCAUGGCUAUUCAACAGCUGAACCAAGUCCUUAGUAAACUGGAAGGACUUGGAGUGCAGCAGCAGCAGCAAACACAGCCACAGCAGCAACAGCAACAGUACUAUCAGCAGCAGGCCUACGUGAGGCAGCAGGCUUACCAGCAGACUUACCAGCAGGCUUACCGGCAGACUUACCAGCAGGCACAAGCACGUACUCAGUUUGCGCAGCAGCAGGCGCAGUACCAGUUCCAGCAGCCACAGGCAGCGCAGCAAGCGAAGCCAGGCGUAUCACAGGCACAACAGAUCUAUACCAAUGCUUACAAUUACUGCAUAAAAAGUGGAGCCACCCCUCAGGUGGCGAGAAACUACGCCUACAACCAGCAGAGGCUGGCUUUCCAGCAGCUGCUCAUGCAGCAGCAAAUGGGCAGCAACACCACAUCAGGAAGGGUGGUGGUCUCCGAAGUAGAGGAUGACUCGCACGCUGCAGGCUCGUCGUCUUCCAGCACACGACAGCCAUCAACGUCAUCGGUUGUGAUCACCGAGAUCAUUGAUUGAGACUGUGUACUGUGUCCUUGUCUUCGCCUAGACCACUCACUGAGCACGGGACCUGCCACCCGCAACGGCUAUAAAGAGAGCAGUGAGGUGCCACUGCUGUGCGGUGACACCAGUCCUGGUGACUUUCUGAAUAGCGUUUUUGCGUAUAUAUAUAUAUAUAUAUUUUUUUUUUCACCUUUUUUUAUUUUUCUGGUUGACAGUCAGUGUUACUGCACAUCUGAUGUCGUGGCUGGUGUAGCAGUCAGAGCCAAAUGCUAAAGUUGGUCUUGUUAGUGUGACGAACAAUGUGGACUACAAUUUGAUAAGGCACUCAACUUGUGGCCACCUUGAGCAAUUCUGUGUAAGGCACCUCAUCAAGUGUACUAUAUCUUAUGGUCUGGUUCAAACAGUAAAGACAGCAAAAAUCAGUGCCACUACUGUGACUUUCGAGACAUUAUUUUGUGCAUAUUCUUAACAAACUAUGUUGCAGUUUAGAAAUGUGUACUCCUUCGAGAGUAGAAAACAGUGCUGCAAAACAUGAGACAAAGAAAAGAAUAAACACACACUUUUUGUUUAUUAUAUUUAGAGUUUAUUUUCUACCACAUAAAGUCACCAACCCGUCAUGAUAUCUGUUCCUCGAAAUUGCAAGUUUACGUGUACCUGCUGUUCCAUAAUAAUGCCAGAGGCCACUCGUCUUUUGCUAUACACUCAAGAGCUCUUGCAGUGAUGUGUAUGUGCCGAGACAUCGAGUGCCAUUCUUUAAAAACUAUUGCUAUUGCAUUGCACUCAGUAGAAUUUUAAUACUUCGUUGGUGUUCUGUGUGCAGAUAUUGGCUCAUUGUACCAGUUGAACCAAUACCUGAUUUCCGUUCACUUGAGUUUCUUGUAUUAUAUGGACGUUUAUUAUUUGUCAUUGUAUUCCAAGUAUUCUUCUUUUCACGUUGCCAAAAGCUUAUGCAUAUUCUGCAUUUGUGUGCGGCAGGUUUGGAAAUAACUGGAACUGCUAUAUUUUCUUUUCAUGCAUUAUAAAUUCCAGCAUUUUUCUGCAAGUUUGUGUAUCGAAUCACCCAAAAAAGCACAAUAAUGUGCGCGCAACUUUCUCAUGCAUAUUUUGCCACAUUGUAUUUAUAAAGGAUAUCGAAUUAUCAUUGCUUUCACAAAGUGCGAUGUUUCUAUAAAGUCAUGGAGCCAUAUGUGGUCGUAAAGAUUUUGUGUACAGUGUUACUGUGCCCAGAAACACAUCAGAAGCUGUAGUGACUGUACAAAAAUAUUUUGCUGAGUUGAGCCUGCCAGCUUUGUCUCCAUUAGUUUGCUUUGGUGAUCUAAAUAUUUCUCAUUUUUUUGCUUAUAAACAUGGUUUGCAUAAGCUUAUGCAGUGUAUGUGCUAUUUAAUUUCAAACAAAAGAAUUGUUAUAUUGCUGUGCUAUUCAUGUAUUUCAGACGAACACAUUGCAACCACUAUUGACAUCCUAAAGUUGGUAAAGCUUCAUUAUUUGAGACUUUCUGGGUUUCCUGAUAGGAGAGGCAUGUUUUGUGGAGGCUGUUUUAAAUUCUUUUAGUCAUUUAUUGCUUUUAUUGCUUUUAUGCUCCUCCAGGCCAAUGACCACUCUUUCUUUGUACAGUUAGUUUGUGUUCAUAUGAAAGUAAAAAAAAAAAAUGUGAUGGUGACUGCCUCAAGGUUUUUCAACUGGUUGCAGUUUUCUUGCUCUUUUUCUCUCUCUCUAGUAGACCAUGGUGGUAUUUUUCUUCCAGUUAGGAUGCAUGUGUACCAUGUAGUAGUCAAUCCUCACUUGUGUAUGUUGACACAAUUCAGGGUGUCUGUGUUAAAAAGCUUUUGACUGUCAUAGAAAAAAAAAAACAUUCAUGAUUUUAUGCCAUGCCAA